Molecule: messenger RNA, 500 nt
Organism: Hyaloscypha bicolor E
Lineage: Eukaryota; Fungi; Ascomycota; Leotiomycetes; Helotiales; Hyaloscyphaceae
Exons: 1
Coding region: 221-421 (66 amino acids)
Source: RefSeq, a predicted model, not a curated record
UAUCAAUUAAGGAAAUCAACUUGAAAGUCAGAUUUUAAGAAAACAACUGUUUGGACAUGCCUUGUGUAAGACACAAAGUUCAGCAUACUAGAGCGAGUGUUGACCAAAAUGCAGGUAAUUAGAGCGAGGUACGUCGAAACAUUACCCAUACACAAUGCAUUAGCUAAAACAUAAAAGCCUACGCUAAUAAUAAUGGUCGUACGGAGGUACAGGCAGGCAAAUGGAGAUAGAGACUGGCCUUUGGUGUCCCUCUACCGUGCUUGUCGUGCCCGUGCUUGAUAUGCCCUGCGAUGGCCGUGCCGCCAUCGCAGUGCCCGUUGUUGUGCUCGUUAUUGUCAUGCCGCCAGCGCCUUCUUAUAUAUUCGUGUAUCGUCGUACAUACCGCUGUGUUCACAGUCGUUGCCACGCUGUCAUCGUCUAAUCAGCUAUUAAGGUCUUCGCCAGGUAAUCGUCGUCUCACGGUGCUGCUCUAAUAUAUCUUCGCACUACAGCCGGGUAUU